AUCUUUCGCCGAGAGCGCAACACGCAGCACGCAACGAGAAUCGAGUGGCAAACAGUUAGCUGUGUUUUAUUUGUGUGUGUGUGUGUCUGUGUGCGUGCGUUAGCAUUACAUUGAAUUCUCGUUACGCCAAAUAUUGGAAUAACAAUAAAACAACAAAAAAUAAGCAAAAUUAAAAAAAUAAACAUUCAUUACGUGCUGAUUCCUGAAGCGAAUAAUCAGAAAGCAUACCGUACACUCACGACUUGUAAUAACUAUUCGAAUUCGUAAAACAAAAACACACGAAAAGUAAAAUAAGGAAAAGAGCGCCAAACAAUGUCGAAGAACAACGGUAAAAAUGAAAUAUACGAAAAUCAAUUUCCGCAACCGGCUAAGAAGAAAACCAUCUCGGAGAUGAUCUAUGAUCCAAGCAAUGGCACUAUUUUCGGUCGCACCAGCAAAAGUUGGGGUCAACUUUUCGUGUUCUAUAUGAUAUUCUAUAUCGUCCUCACCAUAUUGUUUACCAUAUGCAUGCAGGUUAUGUUGUCCACUGUGGACAAUCACAAGCCCAAAUGGCAGCUGGACCAAUCUCUCAUUGGCACCAAUCCCGGCCUGGGCUUUCGACCACUGAGCGAGCAGACCGAGCGUGGCUCUGUGAUUAGAUUCAAUGUAAAGAAGCCGGCCGAGAGCGAUUAUUGGAUUGAAUUGAUAGAUGAUUUCUUAAAGGAUUAUAAUCACACUGAGGGCCGUCAGAUGAAACAUUGCGAUUUCAAGCAAACCCACAAUCCGAACGACGUUUGCGUCGUGAAUAUUGAGAGCUUUGGGCCGUGCUCAUCGGCGAAUAGUUAUGGCUAUAAGACGGCCGAACCUUGCAUCUUUCUGAAGCUGAACAAGAUUUUUGGAUGGAUGCCAGAAGUCUACGAAAGCCCCAUCAACGAGAUGCCCUCCAAUCUUGUAAAUGUCAUCAACAAUACGGCUGCUGAGGAGCGUCAACAAAUCUGGGUCUCAUGCAACGGACACCUUGGCAAGGAUAAGGAGAAUUUCCAGAAUAUCGCCUAUUAUCCCAGCCAAGGCUUCCCCAUCUAUUACUAUCCCUACCUCAAUCAGCCCGGCUACUUGAGCCCCAUUGUUGCUGUGCAAAUUAAGUCUCCGCCAAUAGGCUCCAUGCUGGAUGUGGAAUGUCGGGCAUGGGCUAAUAAUAUAAUUUAUAGCGGUAGCUUUCGCGAUCGCAUGGGUUCGGUUACUUUCCAGGUAUUGAUUGACUAA
Molecule: messenger RNA, 1242 nt
Organism: Drosophila navojoa
Lineage: Eukaryota; Metazoa; Arthropoda; Insecta; Diptera; Drosophilidae
Gene: nrv1
Product: nervana 1
Biological process (GO): intracellular potassium ion homeostasis; sodium ion export across plasma membrane; intracellular sodium ion homeostasis
Cellular component (GO): sodium:potassium-exchanging ATPase complex
Molecular function (GO): ATPase activator activity
Source: RefSeq, a predicted model, not a curated record